AUGGAUGAGUACGCGCGUCAGUCCAGUGCUAUGCCGGCGCGGCCUGGAUCUCGCAAACGCGUCGCGCCGGUAAUCUCCGUACUCACCCUAUGCCUCUUUGUCAACCUGUCGAUGAGCCUCUAUCAACUCCCCUCAAAUCGAUUGAUUGAAAGACGCCUUUGCGUGGACUACUACCGUCAAAACGAUCCAUCGCGGAUACAGCCUGGUGGUAGCGUCGACGAGAAGCUAUGUAAGAUUCGCGAGAUAGAAAAAGACCUAGGUCGGAUUCAGGGCGUGAUGGAGACACUCUGGGUCGCCGGAGACUUCGUCAUGACUAUACCCCUCAGCUUUCUGGCCGAGAAAUGGGGCCGUCGGGUAAUCCUCAGACUCAAUCUCCUCUCGCGUUCUUUUAUGUUGCUAUGGGCUAUUAUGGUCGAAUCUUUCGAUAUCCUACUCCCAACCAAGGCCAUCGUGGUCGGCCCGAUGCUCUCUGUCCUUGGUGGAGAUUGCGUCUUCAACUCUCUUACCUACGGCCUUAUCUCGAAUUUAACGGACGACCAUGUUCAACGAGCCAUUUACUUCGGAUAUAUGAGCUCAGUGUCUUAUGUCGUGGCCUUACUUGGGCCUGCACUAGCUUCAUCUACCAUGACCUUAUCGCUAUGGCUACCGUUCUGGCUCGGUAUAUUCUUGCUCUCAUUGGCUAUCCCCACCAUACAAAUGUUACCUACACAUGGAGACACGGAUAAAGGAACCGAUGAUGAUGAUGAGAGCCAACAUGAGCCUCUCCUCUCAUCACCACGUAUCAAAGCCCAAUCCCAUCGAGAGCCACUACUCCAGUCUGUGAUGAACCGUCUUCAGACGAUCAAGACUAUAAUUGCUAGCCAUCCAAAGAACUUUAGCUUGUUGCUAUUCAGCUUCAUGCUCACAUCCCUCGCGAGCUCAGACACAAAGCUUCUCGUUCAGUAUAUAUCUGCACGUUACAAGUGGACAUUUGCUUCCGCUGGGUAUCUCUUAUCUGGCAAAGCAAUCGUCAACUUUACGUUACUUACCAUCGUAAUUCCAAAGAUUCUACGGUCGGUCCAUCAGAUCCGGCACGAAGACGCAUCAGAGGUAGCGGAUAAGUCAAAUAUCCGGAACGCUCUGUACUGCCUUGUUGCAUCCGUAUUUGGCGCAUUGGGGAUUGCCAUCGCGAGUGAGAUAUGGAUGCUAAUACCCUCCAUGUUUAUCUACGCUCUUGGUUCUGCCCUUCCUAUCUUUACUCUAUCACUUCUUAAAUCUCCUGUCAUAUCGCCGCCCCAUUCUUCUGACUCGUCCGAUCCCGAACCUCACAUCUUCUCUAUUGUCAUGUUGUUAAAGACUGUUGGUUCGCUUUUAGGGGCGCCUUUGAUGGCAGCGCUCUGGGUCCGCGGUCUUGGGAUCGGCGGCAUGGCUCUCGGUAUGCCGUUCUUCGUCAGCCAGGCAUGUUACGCUGUGGCCAUUUGGGUUUUCGUAAACAUAGAGGUAGACCGUGAUGUGCUGGCUGCUGCCGAGCGGAGGAGACGCAACCGGGACUAG
Molecule: messenger RNA, 1533 nt
Organism: Fusarium subglutinans
Lineage: Eukaryota; Fungi; Ascomycota; Sordariomycetes; Hypocreales; Nectriaceae
Exons: 2
Coding region: 1-1533 (510 amino acids)
Biological process (GO): transmembrane transport
Cellular component (GO): membrane
Molecular function (GO): transmembrane transporter activity
Source: RefSeq, a predicted model, not a curated record